This is a messenger RNA of Aspergillus mulundensis, 912 nucleotides long. RefSeq lists its product as uncharacterized. The coding region runs from base 1 to 912 and encodes 303 amino acids. The transcript is spliced from 2 exons. Lineage: Eukaryota; Fungi; Ascomycota; Eurotiomycetes; Eurotiales; Aspergillaceae. The record is from RefSeq and is a predicted model, not a curated record.
AUGGCGUCCGAGCAUAGCACGAUUCAGCUUAUUCAGAAAGAAAGCAAAAUUCGCACACCCAGAGUUCACAUGCUGGAACUUGACGCAAAUUGUCCAGUCAAGGCGCCUUUCAUGCUUAUGGACUGUCUUCCAGGCAAUGUGGGAAUGGAUUUGGACAUGAAGAUCCCCCCGGAACGCAAAUCGGCUGUGUUUGAGCAAAUGGCAGAGAUCCAUAUAGAAAUGUUCCACUUACGGCUCCCAAAGAUCGGCAUUGUCGUCGGAGUCAACAAGGAUGGGUCAUAUCGACAAGGGCCCAUACCAGGCCUAGGCGGCCCCUUCGAUACAGCUGCCGACUAUUUCAGGGCAUGGGCAAAGAAAACUAAAUUCGGGCUGUCAAAGAAUCAACUCCAGGAGGCCGCCGGCUCACACGCUGAUGAGAUCUUGGAAUCCACAUCCUCUUUCUUAACGUUGAUUCACAAGGCAGCUGACAGGCUUUCGCUGAACAAUAAUGGCCCAUUUCCGCUUUGCCACGGGGACUUUGGUCAUAAUAACAUGGUCUUUGAUGACAGCUACCGCUCCCUUGGUGUGAUUGACUGGGAAGCCGCUUUUGCAGCACCGUAUGAGAUAUCCGGAGAGUUUCCGUUAAGUCUUUCGGUAGUUCCUCCUGCUAUCGAUGUACCGUGGGACUACGAUGAAGGAGGCCGACCAAAACGCCCCGAAGACAUUGAGAGAUUUGCGGACAGAGAUACCUACAUUGCUAUUGUGAAGCAAAAGGAAGAAGAGCUUGGACUGUCUGGGGAGUGUUUGCUGUCAAAGAUUUUGGAGGACUCUGACAGGCAGUAUCUGGCCUCGGCGUUGAGAUUGUACAAGAGGGGAAAGCCCGCGUGGUACUCAAGGUUGAUGGAGGGCUUUCUCAAGCACGAAUAUGCUUAG